Crotalus tigris (Tiger rattlesnake) is the source of this 2279-nucleotide messenger RNA. It is a transcript of the gene ARL6, whose product is annotated as ADP ribosylation factor like GTPase 6. Gene Ontology annotation, cellular component: cytoplasm; axoneme. NCBI's taxonomy places the organism in Eukaryota, Metazoa, Chordata, Lepidosauria, Squamata, Viperidae. The coding region runs from base 484 to 1065 and encodes 193 amino acids. Gene Ontology annotation, biological process: intracellular protein transport; protein localization to cilium; vesicle-mediated transport. The transcript has 9 exons. The record is from RefSeq and is a predicted model, not a curated record. Gene Ontology annotation, molecular function: GTP binding; GTPase activity.
AUAAAUGUGAUUUUUCCAUGUUUGUCACAUCUGACUGAAAAUAUUAUCCACUUGUAUCCAAAGGCCCCUGUAGUCCCACUAUAUUUAAAGAUGCAAAGGUUUUAUAAAGCUAAACUACUGAUAAUAGAUAUUGUAAUGUAGAACUGACAUCCUUUUUAAUUAGGCAUGAAACUCUUAUUUGCGGGUAUGAUAUAAUUACUGGGUUCACUUCUUGGUCCUUGAAUAUUUUUAAUAGUGCACUGUACAGAAUGUUCUGAUUUUGGUUAAACUGUAAAACAAUAAACAUAGAUCUACUUCACUAACCUCAUUGCACAAUGCUUUAUGAAUUAUAAAAUCACAUUUAUCCAUUGACAGAAAGAUAUUGUGCUUUAACAGGAAGAUAAGUACCUAGCCUGUUUUGACCAGAAGACUUUCCAAAUAAGCAGCUUAUCUACUUGUUCCUUAGCCUUCAGAAACACCAAAUUGUGCCAUUCAAUCAAAAUUAUGGGAUUAUUUGAUAAACUGGCAAGUUGGCUCGGUCUGAAAAAGAAAGAAGUUCAUGUUCUGUGCCUUGGAUUAGACAACAGUGGUAAAACAACAAUUAUCAACAAGUUAAAACCAUAUAAUGCUCAAGCUCAAGAUAUUGUUCCUACAAUAGGAUUCAGUAUAGAGAAAUUCAAAACAUCAAGUUUAUCAUUCACUGUGUUUGAUAUGUCAGGUCAAGGUAGAUACAGAAAUCUCUGGGAACAUUAUUACAAAGAUUGUCAGGCCAUUAUUUUUGUCAUUGACAGCAGUGACAUACUAAGAAUGGUUGUGGCCAAGGAAGAACUUGACACUCUCUUGGCUCAUCCAGAUCUUAAACAUCGCCGAAUACCAAUUCUGUUCUUUGCAAAUAAGAUGGAUCUUAGAGAUGCUGUUUCCUCUGUUAAAGUCUCUCAUUUACUGACAUUAGAGAACAUCAAAGACAAGCCAUGGCAAAUCUGUGCUAGUGAUGCUCUUAAAGGAGAAGGAUUGCAAGAAGGUGUGGACUGGCUCCAAGAUCAAAUUACACAAUCAGAUCCAAAUAAUGAAGACAUGACAAGUUAAUGAACUAAUGGAAAUGUUAAAGAUAAUUUAUAGGUACUGAAGGCCUUAGACAAAAACUUUAGGCCUGUGUGUUUUCUUGUGUUGGUUUUCAUAAAAGCCUUUAAAAAUAAAAUAGUAUUUUUGCUAAUAGUUCAUAAUGGCCAUAAUGUGACCAGAGAUUUAGGUGUGGUCAAAUAAAACAAUGAAGUAAUUGUAUAUUAUUCAAAAACCUUUGGUAUAAUUUAUUUAAUUUUUAGUUAGAUACCUUAGGGAAAUGCAUAUUGUUAUCUUAACAAAAAUGAUUUCUGAAAAGCUUUGCAUAGUGUCUUACAUUCAAAACUUCACAAUGGCCAUGUUUCUUCCUGAACUAAAAUUAGAUUUAAAUUUAAUAGUCACAAGAAAGAAAAAAUGCUAUAAAACUUAAGCUAGUGCACUUCUUGUUCUUUCAAACUUUUUUUUCCUGCAGCUGGGAAGACUAUUUUUGUCACUUUUCUUCCCCAUCCCUCAUUUUUUAUAUCAUCAUGUUGUAUUGUCUAGCCCACAGAUCAUAGUUUAUCCUAACUCUUGUGUAUAAAAUAAUUUCAAACCAUAGUUUUAAAUUUGACUUUAUAAACCUGUUUUAUAUAACAAAGCAUUGGGAAAGAAGAUAAUUAAGAGUUAAGAAAAAAAAAUGGAAGGUUAUUUUUCCAAACAGAUAAGAAGAUGACAGGUGUACAGGCACCAAGCUAGACUGUUUUGCUCCAAACGAAAUCAGUGGGUUUUUUUUCCAAAAUAUUCAGUUUUCUCUAAGAAUAAUCUUUUCUUCUGGAAUAGGCUGAUCCACACAUUGCAAGGAGCUUUUUACAUGUCUGGAACUGUAAUCUAAAAAGUGUGGUAUUCUGGAUGAUACACUUCUGAAAAGGCACUAACGAUUUGAAUCAACCCCUUAGGCUAAGGAAAUUGAACAUUCCUAAACCAGACUGUUCUAUUUUGCAUACUUCUACUCCCAUAACACUCGUAGACAUCUUGCAUGUCUUAGUAGACCAUGAUUAUCAUGUAAAACAGCCCACUGCAAUAGAAUUUGGUAUAAGUUUAGCUUGCACAGAAAUCAGCUAUGCCAUACAAGGUUUAGUUAGAUGUGAAUUGUGAUUUUACAAGUUAUUUGGAUGCUUAUGAUGUGCUAUUUAUGUGCUAAAUUGUAUUGUUUUCUGUAAUAGCUAAAAUAUUUUGAUAAAUAAAGUACAUAACUGACAUAA